Xenopus laevis (African clawed frog) is the source of this 2132-nucleotide messenger RNA. RefSeq lists its product as uncharacterized. The record is from RefSeq and is a predicted model, not a curated record. The coding region runs from base 158 to 1222 and encodes 354 amino acids. NCBI's taxonomy places the organism in Eukaryota, Metazoa, Chordata, Amphibia, Anura, Pipidae. The transcript is spliced from 5 exons.
CAGCCCCGCCCCCUGAUGGUUGGGUUUUUUUUUCUGCGAACUUUAUGGACAACAUCAAAAGUCAACAUUUGCAUAGGUGGGGAGUUUUAUGGUACUGUAUACCCUAACCCUAACCCUAGUAGUGUGUACGGGAGAGAAUUUUCUAAUUGAAUAAGGAAUGUUUUUAGGGCUGCCUCUGCUCCUUCACGGCCAAAUCCGUCAUUAUUACCUCAGAAUUGCCUCAGGAGUUGGACCACUGAUUCUCCAUUAUUACCUCAGAAUUGCUUUAGGUGUUGGACCACUGAUUCUCCAUUAUUACCUCAGAAUUGCUUUAGGAGUUGGACCACUGAUUCUCCAUUAUUACCUCAGAAUUGCUUUAGGAGUUGGACCACUGAUUCUCCAUUAUUACCUCAGAACUGCCUCAGGAGUGGGACCACUGAUUGUCCAUUAUUACCUCAGAAUUGCUUUAGGAGUUGGACCACUGAUUCUCCAUUAUUACCUCAGAAUUGCUUUAGGAGUUGGAUCACUGAUUCUCCAUUAUUACCUCAGAAUUGCUUUAGGAGUUGGACCACUGAUUCUCCAUUAUUACCUCAGAAUUGCUUUAGGAGUUGGACCACUGAUUCUCCAUUAUCACCUCAGAACUGCCUCAGGAGUGGGACCACUGAUUCUCCAUUAUUACCUCAGAAUUGCUUUAGGAGUUGGACCACUGAUUCUCCAUUAUUACCUCAGAACUGCCUCAGGAGUGGGACCACUGAUUGUCCAUUAUCUAAGAAUUGCCUCAGGAGUGGGACCACUGAUUCUCCAUUAUUACCUCAGAAUUGCUUUAGGAGUUGUCCCACUGAUUCUCCAUUAUUACCUCAGAACUGCCUCAGGAGUGGGACCACUGAUUCUCUAUUAUCUAAGAAUUGCCUCAGGAGUGGGACCACUGAUUCUCCAUUAUUACCUCAGAAUUGCCUCAGGAGUGGGACCACUGAUUCUCUAUUAUCUAAGAAUUGCCUCAGGAGUGGGACCACUGAUUCUCCAUUAUUACCUCAGAAUUGCGCAGAGUUACUUGAGAACUGGAUUUCUUUAUGGCAUAAACCUCUUAAUUAAUGAGCACAAAAUUUACAGUGAACAACUAGGAAAUCACGUGCCCCAUGAUGGAAAAUAUGAGAGUGUUAUAUGCCCAUUUCCCGACCGUGAAGCACCCAGUCCCCACUCCAAAACAUCACGUAGCGCAUACCUCCCAACCGUCCCGUUUUAGGCGGGACAGUCCCGCUUUUAUGCGCCUGUCCCGCUGUCCCGGAAUGUAGCCUUAAUGUCCCGCUACACUGGGGCUCUGUCGCUCUUCCUGGUGCGUUUUUUGCCGAAGUCUCGCGAGAAGAGACUUUGCCGUGAUGUCACAAGCUGUGCGGCGUGCGCGUCUCCAUCUAGUCCCACCCUGUAAGGAGGGGGCAGGAUUCAGAGACUUGUGCGCGCUGGGACUGGGAGCUGAGGCGGGGGGAAAGGCGAAAGCCGCUAUACAAAGGAGCCUGGCUUUCCCGGAGCUUUCAUUUUGGAUCCUUUGGCUGCCAGACUGCUAUAGCCGCAGCACACACUGUCACUCGCGACGCUCGCUUGUUUUGGUUCUACUGCGGCGUUGCACCUGCGGCCAAACCGAUGGAGGAGGAGUCUGGCGGUGUCCGAGCUCUGCUGCUACAAAGUGUCGUGUCGGGACUUGAGAGCUCAGCUGCAUAAAUGCCCGCAGAACUACAGGUGCUGCCGUGAGGUUAUGUCCCAACCAGUCUGUGUUGUUUCUUUGCUGGGAGAUCUGGACAGCUAAGUGGCAGCGCCACCCGCUGGUCAGUUUCCAGGACGAAGUGGUCAGGAGAAAGAAGGAGGCUGCGCUGAUGAUCUUCUGCUUAGGAAAGACGUGAGAAAAGUUAUCUGAGAUCACACAGAUUCAGCCAUGGAAACAUCAAGAGCAAGGAUUCUCCAACAAUGGAUUAGUACUUGAUUGAAGCAAGAAAGCCUUGCUCGGUGGAACUGGAGUGUGCACAGCCAAUUCUACAGAUAUUCCAGUGAAGGUGAUGCCUCCCUCCUUGCUACUUUCACUGAACCUGAGCAGGAACGUUCCUGGGGGUUUGGGACUCAGAAGAGCUCGCUCACGCUCUUUGCUGAUGAAGCCCAUAAUA